UCCAAAGUGAAUGACAUAUGCGCUACACAAGACUCAAACAAUGCUCCAACCCAGAAAACGUGGAUCAACAACCCAAAUAUGCGUUAACAAACAGCUCCAGUAUCUUCCUCGUGUCUUGUGAUCUGUAAAUUUUUAUAUCAGAUUAAAGGAUCAGAUCUUGACUUGAAAUACAGAAUGCGCCAGUUAGGAUGCAUCCUGCUUACAAUUUGUUUAAUUGCUGAGACAGUUGCCGAAAAAAAGUAUUGUUGGUACUUUGAAGGAGGUUAUCCUGUUCACUUUAUAUGCAAAACAUAUGAAGACUGUUGUGACACACAAUGCUGUGUACGAGUCCUUUCCAUCCAAAGGACAUGGUAUUUUGGGCUGUUGCUGGUGAUUGCCAUCUUGUCCUGUUGUGGUGCUGGGUACUUCAUUCGCAGACGUGUUCACACUUACACUCUCCCUGAUAGACCUGAUUUCAAUGUUACCUUCACCAGACACCCCAUCCUAUCACCAGGACUGCGACAGGUCGGCUUUCAGAGUUACGGGGAUGCCGAGACCACAGUCAUUUCAACAGCCUACCCCAUGCGGACUCACCCCGCUCACGUGACAACUGUAUACCCAGUCCUACCACCCUAUUACAGCCUACCCCCUCCUUCUUAUGAUCAAGCUAUAAAGGACUCACAGAAGAAAUAAAUUCAAAAAUCCCACAAAACUCAGGUAUGAUGAAAAUAGAGUACAAAUGUAUUAUAAAAAACGUUUAUAAGCAUUUAAACUGGGAUUGCUUGAGAUUUAUAGUCUUGACGUAAAGUGCAUGUAAAAUGUUAAGCUUUUUAUGUCUGGACUGAAGUAUAUGAGGUUGUUACAACAUAAUAAAAGUAACAUAG
This is a messenger RNA of Triplophysa dalaica, 863 nucleotides long. RefSeq names its product VOPP1 WW domain binding protein a (gene vopp1a). The transcript is spliced from 5 exons. Lineage: Eukaryota; Metazoa; Chordata; Actinopteri; Cypriniformes; Nemacheilidae. Gene Ontology annotation, cellular component: cytoplasmic vesicle membrane. The record is from RefSeq and is a predicted model, not a curated record. The coding region runs from base 175 to 672 and encodes 165 amino acids.